Molecule: messenger RNA, 664 nt
Organism: Drosophila subobscura
Lineage: Eukaryota; Metazoa; Arthropoda; Insecta; Diptera; Drosophilidae
Product: GILT-like protein 1
Exons: 4
Coding region: 35-649 (204 amino acids)
Molecular function (GO): oxidoreductase activity, acting on a sulfur group of donors, disulfide as acceptor
Source: RefSeq, a predicted model, not a curated record
AUGUUCGUUUCCAGCUAACCGUUGAGCGUGAAACAUGUCCAAGUUGCUGGUUUUGCUUCUGGUUUGGCAAGUCUUGCUACCUGAAUGUGUCAAGGCUCAAAAGCGACUCAACAUGACAGUUCUGUACGAGUCUCUUUGUAAGGAUUCAUUGGAUUACUUGACAAGUUUAUUACCAGUUUUCAAAGAGUUGAAUGGGUACAUAAACCUGAACUUGGUUCCCUACGGCAAAGCUUCGAAAGGAGGAAGAGUCUGUCAACAUGGUCCCAAAGAAUGUAAGGGAAAUAGUAUUCAGGAUUGUGCUCAACGUACCCAUAUGUCCCAGCUAGAAAAACUGAGCUACGUUACGUGUCAGAUGACAAACAAGAAACUAGUGACUGAGAUAGAUACAAAUUGCACAAAUUAUUCGGACAUAAAGGAGUCAAUCACUGAAUGCAUGAACCAAAAUGGGCGUUGGAGGACAUAUCAGAGACAGUCCGAGAGAAUCACUAGCAUGUACGAUUUUGAUCAAGUUCCGGCCGUAGUAUACAAUGACCGAUUCAAUGAAAGUCUGCAAGAUGAGGCCACUGAGGAUGUCAAAAAGAGUAUAUGCACUGCGAUAGUGGAAACUGGAAUAGAAGAGCCACAGUACUGUUUGAAGGUAAGGCGUUAAAUUCAUUAUUCACGC